This is a messenger RNA of Rhincodon typus (whale shark), 1501 nucleotides long. RefSeq names its product peptidase, mitochondrial processing subunit alpha (gene pmpca). The transcript is spliced from 10 exons. The coding region runs from base 1 to 1332 and encodes 443 amino acids. Gene Ontology annotation, cellular component: mitochondrion. Gene Ontology annotation, molecular function: metalloendopeptidase activity; metal ion binding. The record is from RefSeq and is a predicted model, not a curated record. Lineage: Eukaryota; Metazoa; Chordata; Chondrichthyes; Orectolobiformes; Rhincodontidae.
AUGAUUGGGCAUAGGGAGGAGUUGUUGGAUAAGAUCCAGGAUACGAGCAACCUGACUGCUCAGCAUGAGUCCACAGGCCAAAAACUGAGAGUCUCAUCUCUUUCCCCUUUCCCUCUCCCCCUUCUCCACCCCUCCAGGUGUGGUAUCCGAGGCUCCAGGUCCUUCAGCAGUUCUGGUUAUCCUGCAGUGCCACUGUCUACCCCACUUCCCAGUCUCCCAAAGCCCAUCUUCGCCACAGUCAGUGGACAACACAAAUACGAGACCCGGAUCACGGUGUUGGAGAACGGGCUGCGAGUGGCCUCGCAGGACAAGUUUGGACAAUUCUGCACUGUUGGAGUUUUAGCAAAUGCAGGAUCGAGACACGAGGCGAGAUAUCCAAGUGGAAUCUCCCACUUUAUAGAAAAACUGGCCUUUUCGUCCACUGCACAGUUUGGCUCAAAGGAUGAGAUCCUGCACACACUGGAGAAACACGGAGGCAUCUGUGAUUGCCAGUCUUCCAGGGACACGACGAUGUUUGCAGUUUCUGCAGAGGUGAAAGGUUUGGAAACUAUGGUCAAUCUCUUGGCUGAUGUGGUGCUUCAACCAAGAUUAACAGACGAGGAGUUGGAGAUGAUGCGCCUGUCGGUCCGUUUUGAACUGGAAGAUUUGCAGAUGCGACCGGACCCCGAGCCCCUCCUGACAGAGAUGAUUCAUGCGGCAGCUUACCAGGACAAUACGGUGGGGCUGCCCAGGUUCUGUCCUGCAGAGAACGUGGAGAAGAUCGAUCAGAAGCUGCUUCACUCGUUCCUGAGGAAUUACUACACAGCAGACAGGCUGGUGCUGGCUGGAGUUGGAGUUGAUCAUGACCAACUGGUGGAGCAUGCAAAGAAAUACCUGCUGGGUUACACCCCUGUUUGGGGGUCAGGAAGGCCCAUUGAUGUUGACCACUCGAUCUCCCAGUACACAGGGGGAAUUGUGAAGGUGGAGAAGGACAUGACUGAUGUUAGCCUUGGACCCACUCCCAUCCCAGAGCUCACCCACAUCAUGAUUGGGCUGGAAAGCUGCUCCUUUCUGGAGGAUGAUUUCAUCCCCUUCGCUGUGCUGAACAUGAUGAUGGGUGGUGGUGGCUCGUUCUCAGCCGGAGGUCCAGGGAAGGGAAUGUUCACCAGACUCUACCUCAACGUCUUAAACAGGUCAGAACCCCGAGAUGUGGGUGGCGUGGGGAGGGGUCUACAGGACGCUGGUGGCCUGGCCCUGCACACAGGCUGCUGUGUGGGACGACUGGUGUUAGAACUCCAGAGUCUGGGGUGUGUGUGUGAGGGAGUGUCUUAUUUCCCUGAGUGUCAGCUUUGACAGAAACCCCUCUCUGCCCACUACAUGGGGAGCGUAAGAUCAGAGCAUAAGAGCCAGGAGCAGGAGCACACCAUUUGCUCCACCAUUCAAUAAGUUCACGACUGAUCUUUUCAUGGGCUCAGUUCCACUUACCCACCCGCUCACUAUAACCCUUAAUUCCUUUACUGUU